GAGAGAAAGGGAGUGAUUGCAUGAGAUAUUGUCAGCCAGUCCUGAACCAGAACAGCAGAAGCAGCGGCGGUGGACGGGACGCAGACGCUCUGAGCCGAACAGGAUAUAAGGGAAUACACGCCGACGAGGAUGCACAAAAGGAGAGGAUGGGAUUUUUAAAAAAGGGGCAUUUCUCCUACUUCUGUUUGGAGCUUCCACAAGCAGAGCACCAGUGAAAACACAUACAUAUGAUAUAUAUAUAAAACUCCUAUACAUAUAUAUCAAAUUAUGCCUGUUUUCAAAGAAGCUGCAGCUGGACACGGACUGAUCUGACACCAAAAAGCAGCAAAGCUCGGAUUUCAUCUGCAACACUUGCUUAAACACUGUUGCUUAUUAUGAUUUGGAUUCUUUUUUGUCUUCAGUUUUUUUGAAAGCCAAAAAAAAAAAAAAGUAUAAACCUGAGUGGUUGAUCCAGCAUUUACAGUUCUGUAUUACAGGCUUCUUCUGAAAACAGGAAUUUUGUUUAUUUAUUUUUUUUAGCUGCCCUUGUGGCGCCGUUUGGCUAUCGCAUCUCCACUUGUCUGUCGUCAGUGUGGGCUGGGCUUGUUUUAUUCCUGAGAGGCUCUGAGGGUCAGUUCACGGGCUACCUGACCCCCCCUCCACACACACACACACACACACUGAUACACCUUCAGCAACACGGAAUAAAAAUUCCCACUGGGUCCCAGAGGAGAGGGCUGGGGUAAGUUGCGUGGAAGGGGCAACGAGAAAAACACAAAAGCAAAGGAUGGAGGGGCCUCAAGCAUGAAGAAGUGAGCCAUAAACAAACCAGGGAAGAAAAGCGUGAAAGACCUGCAGUAAUUCCAGCACAUCAAUCUUUUGUCCCCUCGCUUCGCUGCAAGGAACAAAUCUAAGGCAGGAAGAUUGAGCACCAGAACAACAGCGCUUCCCCUCUGUCUUCCCUCUACGCCACCUUCGCCUGAACACAACCAAGCAGCGUCCCGGGUCCGUGGGUCCGUCACUUGGAUCCGAGGAGAGGAGGAGUUCCAGGGGAGCAACAGGGGCUCUGCGCAUGCCGAGCACAAAAAGCCACUGGACCCCUGAGUGUGUCGCCUAAAAGCUGCAGACUGACACUUACAGAGUCCUGCCAUCAGGGAACUGAGCUGUGUGUGUGUGUGUGUGUGUGUGUGUGUGUGUGUGUGUGUGUGUGUGUGUGUGUGUGUGUGUGUGUGUGUGUGUGUGUGUGAGAGAGAGAGAGUAAAAAAUAGAUAAGCCUCAGGUGCAACUGGGAAUCUUUUGGACUGUAAUCACCGCAGGAUUUGGACGAGAGUCCAGAGUGAUGUUGUAAAGACGUUUAGCAGCUGUUGCUGCUUGCUUCUUCCCGACAGGAAGGAGAUAUCUGUGCAGAUUAGGUCACAUCAUUCAAAAAGACCCCCGGAUGAUAGAGAAGAAGCAACGUUUACCAAAGUGGACUACAGUGAAAAGAUGCCCACUGCAAAGAUAAAAAAGCUGUUUCUGGACAGUGGCGUUGACAGAAGCGGGAUGAUAGAUGCACGUUAAGAUCUGAGAGGUGGACUUCUCAGUGCUGCACUUCUGGGUUGUUUUUAUUUCCUCCUGGACACCAAAACCGAUCUGACUCCAGUGUUAAGUUCUCCUCUCAGGACUGCGAGUUACUCUUCGGAGUGGAAAAACCUUCCAUGUGUCCUGACUGCAACUUUGAGAGGGAUCAGCUCUGCCUGCUUGCACCAUCAGGAGCCCACAGUUCUCACUUUUCACGGAUUAUUCAAGCACGCGCUGGGGGAGCUCAUUGCUGGAAAUGCCAGGGCACGUUCAUUCAUAGGUUAUACGCCCUCCUAAACUGGAUCUGCCACCUCCAGGAUUUGGAUUUGUCUACCAGCCGUCGUUGCUGUCUGCUGGAUGGCUUUGUGAAAGAAGAUUUUGGUCCCUUCAUCUUAUCGACUGGUCAUCAGUGCUGAGACACUGAAAGAGACUGGAGUCCAAGAUGGCCACUUCCAUGUUCUCACUAUUGAUAAAUGUCUCGUUGGCCAUUUUGUUGGGUUUGACCUCUCUGAGUGGACUGAACUCUUGGCCAUCGGGUCAAGCGUUGGCACAGGCUUCUUCCAGCAACCAAACAGAAUCAUCUGUGCUACAAGAGGCAGCACUGGCAACGCCAACACCAGACCCAGCGACUCAAACAGAUCCAAGUGCUGGUAGCCGUUGCUGGGGUUACUAUGAUGUAAUGGGCCAGUGGGAUCCACCAUUUAACUGUAACGCAGGCAUCUACAUGUUCUGCUGUGGCUCCUGCUUCUACCGUUUCUGCUGCCAGUUUAAAAUCCACAGUUUGGACCAGACAUCCUGUUCCAACUAUGACACACCUGUGUGGGCUAAUACUGGGAAACCAGGGGUGCCCAUCACCGAGGGCCACCAGGAACCGGAUCGGGAUCGCACCCACAUGAUUGUGUACAUCAUCUGUGGGGUGGUGGCCAUCAUGGUCCUGGUGGGGAUUUUUACUAAACUUGGACUGGAGAAGAGUCAAGGAGGGCAAACGGAUAUGACCAACUCCAGGACUCUGACAGAGCUAUUGAAGCAGCCAGGAGAGGCCGGGGUGAUGGACGGAGCCGGAGUUCAUCAUCCUAUCGGGACAAAUGGGAUUGCUACCAGGACGCUACGCUCCAACAUGGGUAGGUUUGUCGUGUGUGUAAUGCAUGAUAAUUAGCAAAUAUGGUGGCGUUUCCUCACAUAAGAUGGCUUUGAUUUAUUGGUGAAAUUUGUCCAACGGACAUUUGAUUUGAAGGUGAUUUCAGAAUCCGAUGAUUUAAAUCUAAGUGAUGACAAUGAGGUGUGAGCGUUAUCUAAAGAGCGGUGAUCCAUCACUGUCCCACCCCACAACUCAUGGUUGCGGUGCGGAUUGUUUCAUGCCACAUAAACGCGAGAGCUCCGAAGCAGCUCAGGGCCUCUCAGACCUCCACUGGUGUUCAGGUGAUCAGGUUUCAGGUCAGCCUUCCAAUGAUCAGAGCACUUCACCCCAUCAGACUCUUUUUAUUUACACCACCAGAAACCACACACACACACACACACACACACACACACACACACACACACACACACACACACACACACACACACACACACACACACACACGUUCUGGUGGACCAAUAGCUGAGGAGGAGUAGGGACACACAGGUCACAUUUAAUUAAGAUGUAAUUAGCUGUUCCGGCUCCAGACCCAUG
Molecule: messenger RNA, 3211 nt
Organism: Nothobranchius furzeri (turquoise killifish)
Lineage: Eukaryota; Metazoa; Chordata; Actinopteri; Cyprinodontiformes; Nothobranchiidae
Source: RefSeq, a predicted model, not a curated record